Messenger RNA from Lucilia sericata (common green bottle fly), 2531 nucleotides. RefSeq names its product conserved oligomeric Golgi complex subunit 7-like. NCBI's taxonomy places the organism in Eukaryota, Metazoa, Arthropoda, Insecta, Diptera, Calliphoridae. Gene Ontology annotation, biological process: Golgi organization; intracellular protein transport; retrograde vesicle-mediated transport, Golgi to endoplasmic reticulum. The record is from RefSeq and is a predicted model, not a curated record. Gene Ontology annotation, cellular component: COG complex.
AGCAAAAAAUUGAAAACAAAACUAAUUCCAACAUCAUCAAUUUGUUUUCACAACAAAAUUUUCUUUUAAAUGUUUUAAUUGUAAUAAAUUUAAAUAAAAAUGGAUAUUUCUGCUUUAUCCGAAGACAAAUUUGAUGCAGUCAAUUGGAUUAAUGAUAAUUUUAAAAAAUUCGCAGGGGAUGAUGUAAAAACUUCCAAAGCUGUGGAAACCAACACCGGUGGUGAUACGGAGUUAGCAGUAGAAUUUAUUAACAAUUAUGUUUCCAAACUGCAAUUGUACGUCCAACAAGUGAACUAUGCCAUCGAAGAGAGUAGUCAACAAUUGGUGGCCAGUAUGCCCCGAGUAGUUAAAGAUGCUAAAAAUCUCCACAAUGAUGUCAAGGAAUUACAACAGCGAAUGUUGAUUAUGCGUCAAGAAGUGGCCGCAGUGCAAGAGGAAACUGGUGAAUGCAUGGCUACGUUGGAACGUUUGAAUACAAUGCAAACAAAGUUGCAGACAGCAAAGGAGUCACUGCAAGAAUCCGAUGGUUGGGGUAAUUUAAUAGCCGAGUUGGAGGAUAGUUUUGAGAGGAAUGAUUUGAAGAGUGUUUGCGACAAAAUAUCAGCUUUACAAAAAAGUUUACAAGCCCAAGAGCAACUACCCGGCCAUUCCGAUCGCCACUCACAAGUUGAAGACUUCAAGAAUCGUCUCGAAGCAUUGGCCUCACCAAAUGUUGUACAGUGCUUUGCCGAAGGAGGCAUAGAGCAGGCUCAACGUUAUGUCAGCAUUUUUGCAGCAAUACAAAGAAAACCCCAACUACUGCAAUACUAUCGUGCUGUACAGAAAACUGCUCUCCAGCAGCAAUGGAAACAGACCUUGGAAUUGCAAGCAACUGAAACGGCCAGUCAACAACAACAUUUUCUUACUCUCUUCUAUGAUCAAUUGCUGGAAAAUUGUCAACGACAGGUGAAAUGGUGUUCACAGGUAUUCGAGGAUGAAGAUGCUCAACAGCAGCCAUUUGUUUUGCUAGCUGAACUCUUGCCAGCCCUGCAACCUACGCGAGAUAAUCACAUAUUACAACUGCUAAAAACUUGCAAUGAACGUUUGGAUUUGCUGCAACUAUUUGCCCAAGCAAAUCAUAAUUUUGUUUUGCAAUUGAAUGCUUAUAUGGAACAGUCUUCGAUUCAUUUAAGCAAAGAGUUAAAACAGCAAUUGGGUCUCUCCAUCUAUGAAUAUUUCCAUAAAUUCAUACAGCAAUAUCCCAGGCUUGAAGAGACACAACUUUCUACUCAAGUGGAUCGGGUUUUGACUACUCAGCCUCAUGCCAGUGAUGCUGUACGCCAUUUGAAGGAUAUAACCAGUAAACUUUUCACUUGGUUACAUGAAUCCCUUAACAGAUGUUCAAAUAUUACCAGUGAUUUGGCCCUCUGCAAGCUGAUCAAUUUACUGGGUGGUAUAUUUAAACUAAUGGAACAAUUCUCUAAAACCCAAAGACAACUUUCUCUUAAUUUGGGAAAUUCUGCAAAUAACCCCAACACUGAUAGCAAUUGGUCUAUGUUGCAAUAUACACUGGCUUUGCUAGAAUGUUUGGCUGAUUUCCAGCAGAAAUUACAAAAAUUUGAGAAAACAUUGCAGGAACGUUUAACAACUUUGGAGCUUAAAUUAAAGGAAAAUCAAUUGUCCAAUAUAAAUAUUUAUCAAACUUUUGAGUCGGCAGAACAGCAACGUAUUCUAAACUCGAUCGCCGAGUUUCAGCAAAAACGUUUGGAAACGAAUCAAGAUGCUAGCUCUGCUUCCGUGGGUAUAUUUGCCAAUAUAUACGAUGCUUUGAAAACACAUUUUAUUGAAACUCAUGAUAUAACUCUAAACAUACUUUUACAACCUUUGGAUUCACAUCUCUCGAAAAUACAGCCACCAACAGAAUUAUCCCAGGGACAUGUGCAGGAUAUGCCUGCCUUUAGUUUUGCCCCACAAGAAAGUAUAACACAAAUAGGCCAAUAUUUACUAACAUUACCACAACAUUUGGAACCUUUACUACUGUCACCUUCAACACUCCUCAAACAGGCCUUGGAAAUGUGUCACAUUAAAUAUUCCCAACCCAUACCAAGUGCUGAUAUUUUACUAUCUCUAGUAGUGGCUCAAUGUUGUGUUUUAUAUCAAUCACAAAUUUUGCAAAUCAAAUCCCUAACAAGUUCAGCUUCUAAACAAUUGUCCGUGGAUAUUGAAUAUCUGGCAAGUGUUGUAGAUGAAUUGGGUUUAACUCUUAAUACUUCGCUUACCCAAAUUCUAACUUUGCUAAAAGCAUCUCCCGAAAACUAUUUGGCUUUAAGUGCUGGCUGUGAACCACGUCUGGUAACGGCUGUUCGACAAAUGCGCAAUAUUAUAUCAACGCAGUAAGUUGUUUACUUUUUACAUUAGUAAAACUAUUUUUACACAUUUAAAAAUAUUUAAAUUUUAUACGUCUGCAUAUAUUUUGCGUAGUUGAGUAUAUAUGUAGACAUUUCCAUGAAUAUGUAUUAUGUUAGAAUAAAUAUUAUUACAGUGCAUAUUAA